AUGCCUGGACUCAAAGUUGUCGCAUUGAUCUCGGGGGGGAAAGACUCCUUCUUCUCUAUACUCCAUUGCCAUGCAAACGGACAUGAAGUCGUCGCCCUUGCAAACCUGUACCCAGCCGCUCAGGAUGGCGAGCGAUCUGAGGACAUUGACAGCUACAUGUACCAAACCAUAGGCCACAGCGUCAUCCCACUCUACGAACAAGCACUAGGACUUCCGCUAUACAGACAGGAGAUCCACGGUGGAGCUGCCGAUAGAAACAAGAGCUAUGCAUCUCCAACCACCGCUCAGUCAAGCCAACAGGACGAAACGGAGAGUUUGGUGCCUUUGCUACGUAAAGUCAUGGCUGCGCACCCCGAGGUCAAUGCCGUCAGUACUGGAGCUAUUCUCUCCGACUAUCAACGUACGAGAGUGGAAUCUGUUGCCAUUAGAUUGGGUCUGGUACCAUUGUCGUAUCUCUGGCAGUACCCUUUCUUACCGCCAUAUGCCGAGACUUCGCUGUUGGAUGAUAUGGCUGCUGCUGGACAGGACGCUCGUAUCAUCAAGGUCGCUUCAGGAGGAUUGGAUGAUGGGUUCUUGUGGGAAAAUGUUGCCAGUUAUCGCACCAAAACCAGACUUGUGAGAGCGAUGGAGAGGUUCGGUAUCAUUGGGGAUGGAGCUGCGCUUGGUGAAGGAGGAGAGUUUGAGACGCUUGCAAUCGAUGGACCAUGGCCGUUGUGGAGGAACUCGAUUCAAGUUGGGGAUGAUGAUAGGGUGGUCGUCGCGGGAGAAGCAGGAGCUGCAUCUUUGAAAAUCAAGACAGCUCGUUUGGUGCCAAAGGAACCAUCCUCGGACUUCUCGUUUGAGCAACUGCGGAAACCAACGACACUAGAUGACAAAUUUGCGGCUCUGGAAUCUCGCAUGAGCAACGGCUCUGGUGAGCUUCUGGAUGUCUCUGACGAAGCAGCAGAGAAGACAGAAGCUCUCAGCUCAACCUUUGGAUGGACGAUUCAAAAAACAGACACGUGCACAAUCAUCUCAAACGCAAUGGCAGAAGGAGCAUCAGCAGGAGAGCAGAUGACCAACAUCAUGAGCCGGUUGAUCAACGAUCACUCCGUCAAGCCUUCCUCAAUCGCCUUUACCACCAUCCUCCUACGAAACAUGUCCGAAUUCGGUGCAGUAAACCUGGCAUACGGAUCUCAAUUCGCUACACCAAACCCACCUGCCAGAGUCACCAUUGCCUGCGGUAGUGCACUACCAACCAACACCCACGUCUCUCUAUCCGUCAUGAUCUUACAUGAUGACCUAGCAGCACAAAAGCAAGGUCUCCAUGUGCAAUCUCGCUCCUACUGGGCUCCUGCAAAUAUUGGUCCAUACUCCCAAGCCAUCAUCACGCCUACUUCAGCUUCCUCACCUGCACUUCCCAAGCUCAUCCAUAUUGCCGGCCAAAUUCCUCUGCAUCCACCAACUAUGGAGUUCCCUUCGCAAGGGUCCUUAACGCCAGAAGCACACUUUACAGCCCAAACCAUCCUUGCACUUCAGCAUCUAUGGCGUAUAGCUCAAAUCAUGCAAACCGCCCAUUUCCUCGGCGCUGUUGCCUUCAUCAGUUCUGCUGCAACCACAUCCGCAUCUUCACGCGUAGCUUCCGCAUUGCAGAGUUGGAAGUCAGCGCUUCAACCUCCCACCACCGAAGACGCAGAAGAUGAACAAGACGAUGGAAACUUUGAUGUUUGGGAUCAGAGACAAUUUGGCAGUUCAGGGAAUACGGUGACUUCUACACAACGAAAGGAUAUAGUGAAUGUAUCUGUGCCGCCUUGCUUUGUGGCUGAAGUGGAGAGUCUGCCUAGGGAUGCGCCGAUCGAGUGG
Aureobasidium namibiae CBS 147.97 is the source of this 1842-nucleotide messenger RNA. Its product is annotated as adenine nucleotide alpha hydrolases-like protein. NCBI's taxonomy places the organism in Eukaryota, Fungi, Ascomycota, Dothideomycetes, Dothideales, Saccotheciaceae. Gene Ontology annotation, biological process: protein histidyl modification to diphthamide. The transcript has a single exon. Gene Ontology annotation, molecular function: diphthine-ammonia ligase activity. The annotation marks the transcript as partial. The record is from RefSeq and is a predicted model, not a curated record.